Messenger RNA from Miscanthus lutarioriparius, 1578 nucleotides. The record is from the annotation of a GenBank genome assembly. Lineage: Eukaryota; Viridiplantae; Streptophyta; Magnoliopsida; Poales; Poaceae.
AUGAGGGUCCGCAUGGCCAUUCUCCUCCUAUUCCUCAUCGAAGCCGCGUUGACGUCGGCGGACAGGCGUGCCGUGGACCUGCAGCGGGAGAAAGCCACUCUGCUGGCUCUGAAGCAGGGGCUCACGCUGACGUCGGCGGCGGCGGCCUUGGCGGACUGGAACGAGUCCAACAGCAACGUCUGCGGCUUCACCGGCGUCACCUGUGACUGGCGGCGGGAGCACGUUGUUGGGCUCUCUCUCGCCAACAUGGGCAUCACUGGCGCUAUUCCAUCAGUCAUUGGCGAGCUCUCGCACCUCCGGAGCCUCGACGUGUCCAACAACAACGUCUCUGGCCCGGUACCGACGUCCGUCGGCAACCUCACGCGUCUCGAGAGUCUCUUCAUGAACAACAACAAUAUCUAUGGCACCACGGCUUCCAUCUUCAGCAACCUGUUACCACUCCGGAGGCUCCGGAACCUCGACGUCUCCUACAAUCGCAUCAUCGGUGCCAUUCCGCUGGCCAUCGGCAGCCUUGGGCAGCUCCAAAGCCUCAAAGUCUCCGGCAACUACAUCUCCGGCACCGUCCCUCCGUCCAUCGGCAACCUGACUCUCCUAGAGCACUUCGAGAUGCAUGACGACUUCAUCUCUGGAGAAAUACCUCUGGCCAUCUGCAACCUAACAAGCCUCAAGGAUCUGGAUAUGUCCGUCAACAACCUCACGGGGCAGAUUCCAGCUGAGCUCUCCAACCUCCGGAACCUUGAAGCCAUUGACCUCGGCAGUAACCAACUCCAUGGAGGAAUACCACCUUCCCUUUCCGAGCUCACGGCCAUGUUCUAUCUCGUACUCGUGCAAAACAACCUGUCCGGGAACAUCCCACCAGCUAUCUUCCUCAACUGCACAGUGUUGGGCCUCGUCGACCUCGGCAGUAACCAUCUUUUUGGCGAGAUCCCCCGUGCCAUCUCGAGCACCGAAAGAUGCUUGUUUGUCGUCCUCAGCCUCUACUCCAACAAUCUGAGAGGGACGCUUCCACGGUGGCUCUCUAACUGCACCCGGCUGAUGAUUCUAGAUGUGGAGAACAACUUGUUGGACGAUGAGCUGCCUACGAGUAUCAUCUCGGGCAACCCGUACCUCUUGUACCUGCAUUUGUCUAACAACCGUUUCCGGAGCCACGACGACAACAACCUGGAACCAUUCUUCGCAGCACUGUCUAACUGCACGAGCUUACGGGAUGCAGGGGGGAUGUGGGAACAUGUGUCGAGCGGGCUCGUGCCGACGUCAACCGAGCCCUUUUUGCCGAGCUGGCUCAUAUCGGAGCUCGCAUCCCUUGGCCUGCUGCGUAUCGUGCUGUCCAACAACGCCCUGAAGGGCGAGAUCCCGCCGUCCAUUGGCGACUCCACGAACCUCGGUGAGCUCGACCUUUCAGGCAACAUGCUCUCAGGGAGCAUCCCGAGCAGCAUCGAGAGCCUUGCCGAGCUCCGUGUUCUCUCGCUGCAGAGGAACCGACUGUCGGGGCAGAUACCAGUAGCGAGCCUUGGCCGCUGCACCAAACUGAUUCGCCUUGACCUCUCAAGCAACCGCUUCAACGGCACCUUAUAUUAA